Messenger RNA from Octopus sinensis (East Asian common octopus), 373 nucleotides. RefSeq lists its product as uncharacterized. The annotation marks the transcript as partial. The record is from RefSeq and is a predicted model, not a curated record. NCBI's taxonomy places the organism in Eukaryota, Metazoa, Mollusca, Cephalopoda, Octopoda, Octopodidae. The transcript has 4 exons.
AACCAAUGAAUGCUGACACUGAAAAUGAAUGCUCGGGUAGAUGCAAUAACUGUUGGAGAACAUGCAGUUUGCUUUAUUCAGAUUUUGCACUUUGGGAAAACAUCUGCCACUUGGAAGAAAUAUGUAUGAAUGGCUGUCAGGAAUCAUGUAGUUUCUACAGAAGCAAACCACGGCAAGAUAAAAAGAAGAAAAACUGGAAAAAAUUCAUAGAAAAACCCAGAAUACAGCUGCUUCCAGAAAGUAUUAAUAUUAGCUGGAUGGUUCCUCAUUCCAAGACAGGUCACAGGAAUUCCACUCACUUUGUCUAUAUACUUCUCUGCCGUCAUUUGAGUAGAGAAUGGUCCUUCAUUGACCAGGUAAGUUUAAUUGGGAC